Dromaius novaehollandiae (emu) is the source of this 6520-nucleotide messenger RNA. It is a transcript of the gene PRDM1, whose product is annotated as PR/SET domain 1. The record is from RefSeq and is a predicted model, not a curated record. NCBI's taxonomy places the organism in Eukaryota, Metazoa, Chordata, Aves, Casuariiformes, Dromaiidae. The transcript has 6 exons. Gene Ontology annotation, molecular function: DNA-binding transcription repressor activity, RNA polymerase II-specific; protein binding; RNA polymerase II cis-regulatory region sequence-specific DNA binding. The coding region runs from base 1940 to 3943 and encodes 667 amino acids. Gene Ontology annotation, cellular component: cytoplasm; nucleus. Gene Ontology annotation, biological process: regulation of transcription by RNA polymerase II; cell fate commitment.
AGGUCCUCCGCAGACCGGCGGUGGCUUUGUGUGGCCAGCACCUUCCUCUGCCUCUCCCGCUCCUCAACUGCCCCGGGGGAGAGUCUGGGGGCGCAGCAGAGGCGACGGACCUCUGCCCAGGAAGCCACCCUCGGCUGAAAAAUGGCUGAACAAUUUUAGUCUCGUUUAGCAAACCUUUAACAUUGACACACAAGUGUCCGGAGUGCGUUCUGCCCAAAUACCUUCUGAGAGUUACAUGAUGACAAAUUAUGCUCAUAUUCCGCAUGUUGGGGAAGAAGCAAAUGCUAUAUAAGGUAAAUAUUGAAAAGUAUCUGCUAUGUCAGAGAAGCCAGUACAGUGAAUGUUUCAAGUUGACUAGUCCAAGGAGUGAUUUCUAGAGAUUCUCAGAAUUUCAUUAAAGUUGUUUUAAUUAAGACCAAGAUAUUUUAAAACUGUGAAAGAACUUGAGCUACCUUGCAGUAAAACUGCUAGGGUGUCCUAUAGCUUGGUUGUGAACUUUUCUUGAGAGGGCAGAUGGAUGUAAAUGAAGAUAUAUGGGGAAGAUGAGAAGAACAUCUGCCUUUUUCAGCUCUCUAUGAGAAAUGUACAAGCAAGACAAAAAUAAAACUGAGGCACCGAGCUUGUUUCAGCUUGUGGUAGGUGUAGGAAAAUUUCUGGAAGUCCCUUUUCUCUCUCUUCAGUCCAGAUGCACAGAUCAAUGGAGCAUUUAACUACCUCUCCUGUUGAUGUUUAAUUUUUUUUUUUUGUAGUGUUCUGAAACACACAUUAAAACACAGACGAGUGCAAACAGCUACCACCUAUACUCAGCAGUCUUAUCUCCUUGAUUCUAUGACUGUUAUUGGUCCCUCUUAUUUUGAGGUUUAAUGUAAAACUGUGCUAGGCAUUAGUCGUUUACUGGCAUUUUUAAUCAAGAGCUCAAAUGGCUUUUGGAGUAUUUAUGCAUCAGUAGCAGACAGUAGAACCUCACUAAUUCUCACUUGCUCAAUACACAAACAGAUAUUUCUAUGUCUCUGUCUCUCCCUUUCUCACAUCCAAGGUGAAAUGACAGAAGAAAAUGUAGUGUGAGAAAAUCACAAGGCUUAACAAAUUUAUCAAGUGCUGUGUACAGUCCGGGGUUUUUACUGUUACACAGUUCCAUCUGCUUUGGUAAGAAUGGUGAUUCAUUGUGGAGUACAGACAGCAGUAAUCCCUAUUCUCAGUGUUAGCAGUAAUCCCUAUUCUCAGUGUUUGCUAACAAGUUCUGCUGUUGCUGUCUUUUUCCGAAAUUCUGAGAAGACAAUUAUUAAGUAGCAAGGUGCAUGAAAGGCAUAUGAUUAAUACAUUUUGCUGUGAAAGUUUGGUUAGACCACCACAUUAAUGGGCUUUUUACCCUCCUUUUUCUCCUCCAUUUGAGCAGCAAGAUCAAUCUUACAAAUUCUUGGUUUUUGGUUGCCAAAUUGCUGUUUUUGGACAUGUUAAAAUUAAGAAGAUUGGUGAGGAAGAGAGAGAGACAAAACCAGUAACUCAGCAGUGUUUUGCAAAGGGUUACUCCAAGGCACGUUCUUCUGAAUAAUGAUGAAUUGCUUCCUGAUUUGUGGUCAGUGACUUUUUUUGGUAUAAUUACUGUCAAGAAGGAAGCUGAACAACUAGACUACAUUUCUUAGACCUAGCAUGGUGGAGCAUUUUUAUCAAAACCCUUACGCCUUUUUGACCAAACCCACUUGACACAUGUUACCGGAACUGCUGCCUCUUUUUUAUAAAAGAGGGUGAUCUGUGAGUCACUGGAGUGAUAAGCAAAGAGUAUAUCCCAAAAGGAACACGCUUUGGACCCCUGGUAGGAGAGAUCUAUACCAGCGAUACGGUUCCCAAGAAUGCGAACAGAAAAUACUUUUGGCGGAUCUAUUCAAAUGGUGAGCUUCACCACUUCAUUGAUGGAUUUAACGAGGACAAGAGCAACUGGAUGCGUUAUGUAAACCCGGGCUACUGUGUCCAGGAGCAGAACUUGGCCGCUUGUCAGAAUGGAAUGAACAUCUACUUCUACACCAUCAAGCCCAUCCCUGCCAACCAGGAGCUGCUUGUGUGGUAUUGUCGGGACUUUGCAGAGAGGCUCCACUACCCCUCUUCCAGAGAGCUGACAAUGAUGAACCUCACACAAACCCAUGUUAAUCCAAAGCAGCACAGUGCUGAUAAAGAUGAGCUCUGUCAGAAAAGCAUUCCAAAGAAAGAGCACAGUGUGAAAGAAAUCCUGAAAAUGGAAUCCAACCCUCCGAAAGAAAAAGACUUCUUCCAGACCAACACUUCACCAGUUACUCCAGAAAAAGACUUGGAUGAUUUGCGCAAGAACUAUAGCCCUGAGAGGUGUUUCUUCCCUCGAGUUGUCUAUCCAAUCCGACCUCACAUUCCCGAAGACUAUCUGAAAGCUUCCUUAGCGUAUGGGAUGGACAGACCCAGCUACAUUACUCACUCACCCAUCCAGUCAUCUACUACACCAAGUCCUUCUGGGAGGAGCAGCCCAGACCAAAGUUUAAAAAGUUUAAGCCCUCAUAGCAGUCCAGGGGUCACAGUUUCACCUCUGGCACCUACUUCCCAAGAGCACAGAGAGUCAUACUCUUACUUGAAUGGCUCAUACAGCUCAGAAGGAUUGGGGUCUUAUCCUGGAUACGCACCCCCUAGCCAUCUCCCAUCUGCCUUUCUACCAUCCUAUAACCCCCACUACCCCAAAUUCCUGUUACCUCCAUUCAAUAUGAGCUGUAAUAACCUGAGUGCUUUGAACAGUAUCAAUGGCAUCAACAAUUUCAGUCUCUUCCCAAGGAUGUAUCCUCUUUAUGGCAACCUGCUCAGUGGUGGUAGCCUUUCCCACCACAUGUUGAACCCAGCCACGCUCCCCAGUUCGUUGCCCAGUGAAGGAGGCCGUCGAUUGCUGCAGCCUGAUCAUCCAAGAGACUUCCUCAUACCAGCACCUAACAGUGCCUUCUCUAUCACGGGCGCUGCUGCCAGCAUGAAGGACAAGCCAUGCAGCCCCACCAGCGGGUCGCCCACCGCUGGUACAGCAGCCAGUUCAGAACACAUAAUGCAACCUAAACCUACCUCAGUGGUGCUGGCUGCCACCGGUGGUGAAGAAGCCAUGAAUCUCAUUAAAAGUAAGAGGAAUGUGACCGGUUACAAAACCCUUCCGUACCCACUGAAGAAGCAGAACGGGAAGAUCAAGUAUGAAUGCAAUGUCUGCUCCAAGACCUUUGGCCAGCUCUCCAAUCUGAAGGUCCACCUCCGGGUACACAGCGGAGAGAGACCGUUUAAAUGCCAGACUUGCAAUAAAGGCUUCACACAGCUGGCGCACCUCCAGAAGCACUAUCUGGUACACACAGGAGAAAAACCCCACGAGUGUCAGGUUUGUCACAAGCGGUUCAGCAGCACCAGCAAUCUCAAAACCCACCUGCGGCUCCACUCUGGAGAGAAGCCUUACCAGUGCAAGCUGUGCCCAGCCAAAUUCACCCAGUUUGUGCACCUGAAGCUACACAAGCGUCUCCACACCCGGGAACGUCCGCAUAAAUGCAUCCACUGCCACAAGAGUUACAUUCACCUCUGCAGCCUCCAGGUCCAUCUGAAGGGCAACUGCCCUGUAGCCCCUGCCUCCGGCCUCUCCAUGGAGGACCUGAAUCGAAUCAAUGAAGAGAUAGAAAAGUUUGACAUCAGUGACAAUGCUGACAAGCUGGAAGAGAUGGAGGACAAUAUCGACUUAACAUCGAUCGUGGAGAAGGAUAUACUGACCAUGCUCAGAAGGGAAAUGGAAGGAGCUAAUCUGAAAAUAUCUUUACAGAGGAACCUGGGAAAUGGACUUAUCUCCUCAGGAUGCAACCUUUACGAGUCUUCAGAUAUGUCAAUUAUGAAGUUGCCUCACGGUCACCCACUACCUCUGUUACCUGUAAAGGUCAAGCAAGAAACAGUUGAACCAAUGGACCCUUAAGACUUUUUGGCAAAGUGAUUUUUUUUUAUUUAUGACUUGGCAAGUCAGGGUGCCUGUAGCAGUUGCUUGUACAUAGUUUCAGUGCUGCAAAGCAAUCUUGGCUUACAGUAAUUUCCCUACACUCUCCAGCUGAAAGAAGGAACUCCAAAGUUACCGUUUUCUCAGGGCAUAAAAAGAGGCAAAGGACUGUGCAUUGCCUCGCCAGUUACUAAAAGACAAUCAUCUAUCCAUAAUUAUUUUUUCAAUGAUAGUACUUCAUAAUUUAUUAUGCAAUUUAUCAUUCUAAAAGCAAUAAUUAGAAAAAUGUUUACAAUGACUGGAAAAUUCAUUGUAAUUUUUAGUUUAAAUGUUUUUUUUUUGUUUGUUUUAUGGCCAUUCUUUGUAGAUACUUUUUUCUGCACAUCUGUUUUAAAAACCUAAGAUUGGGGUUUCAGUAAAUGUGUUUUAUGUACCAGUGUCUUUUAAACAAAUGUGGGUUUUUGUAUUGCCAAAGUUGGACAUUUGACAUACAGAAUCCUAGAUCAGUUGGUUUGAAAAAAAUGCUGUGUACUCUUACGUGCAAAUCACCCCAUUGGAAAUUAAAAAAAAAAAAAAAAGUAGCAGCAAGCAGAGAAGAAACUACUACCCCUGGCUCUCCAGGGAUAGGAGAGAGAUUCUUCUACCUGCAGCUCUACCCAGAACAGAUGUGGCACAGCAAACACCUACUUGCCAUGGACAAUACAUUAGGUUUUCAGAAAACAGCUAUCGCCCCACAUGUUGUCAUGUAACUUUAUGACCAAAGGAAUGCAUCAGCUUGAAGUGGCUCUUCCAAGAUAAAAUAUCACUUAUGUUAUUUUAUUUCCAAAAGCAGUCUAAAAACAAACACACAAAUAUUCUUAAUAUUCUCUUAAAAGAAGUUCUUCGGCAGACUUUUUUUUCUUCCUUUUUUUUCUUUUUUUUUUUUUUUUGCCAGAGCUUUCCAGGGAUAAAAAGGAUGGUCAAAUUCCCUGAGAAAUGAGAGGUUUGUUUUUAUUUGUAUUUUCCUCUCCCACUUUGCCUGGGUAGAAGUGGGGAACAAAGUCCUUUUCUGGCACAUACAUUUUUUCCCCUUCCUUCUCUAUGACUCAGAUUUUUCUCAGUAUUUGUGUUUGUACAUUUUGUGGUUAAUUUAAUUAAAGAUGAAAAGGGCAUUGCAAAGUUGUUGAACAACAAUUACCUCAGUGCUUGUGUCCAGUGGUGCAGACAAUGCUGUUUUAUCUAAAUGCUUCGCUACUUUAGAGAAGAAACCAAAAUGUGCACAGGGAAAAAUAGAAUGCACGUCCUUUUAUCUUUUUGUUUUGCUAAGCCCAAAGAUGAUGUGGUGACAUUUGAGGUGUAGCAAAGAAUACAUGUAUAUUUAUAGAUAUAUUUAUACCACUAUACUAUAUAUGUAUAUGUAUAUAUAUUUAUACCACUUAAGUUGUGAGCCAAACCAUGUAAUAAAACCUAUUUUUCAUCUAAGUGUGAAAAUCAAAUGUUAUCCACUUUUGCAUAUUACCAAUGACCUCAAAACCAGAAGGUUGUGCUAAGGCAUUUAUCACUUGCAAGUACACGUGGCACCGUUGUCUGUGUGAAGCCUGAACUUGCAAACACCUUAUGUGACUCACUCCACGCGCGUGUGGAGUCUCAACCAAUCGAGUGGGAAUUUUAUCAUGUUUGCAGGACUGGGGGCUUCGCGCCCCCCCCCCCCCCCCCCCAGCAAUGUAUGCUGGGGGGAAGGAGGAGGGUGGUCAGUGAACAAACAGCCAGAAAACUUAACUGAGGGAACUUGAAAAGAAGCCAAAUAUCGCCCAUGCGUGGUGUAAGUAUAAUACACAGUGGAGGGUAGCAUUAAAGUUAGUUGGGGUGAGCCCAUAGUUUCAUUUUACCCUGCCAUUAAAGAGUUGCAUGGUCAACUCAUGUAAAUGUAAGUAGCAUUAUUACACGUUCCCUCCAUGUAUAUCUUCUUGUCUGUUUAUAUUCUUAUAAAUGAUAACGUUAAGAAUAGCCCACUUCAUCAGUCCAGGAUUUGGUGAUUUUUUUUUUGUCUGUAAACUUCAUUCUAAUGCCUUCUGUUAAAAACAAUCCUCAGAUCUAAGAAAGUCUCUCAACACAGCUUUUGAAGGACUACAGUUCAUUACAUUUCCACUCCUGCAAAUUGUGAGGCUGACAUCUUUUAAAUGUAGCAAUAGUUCAUAAGUAUAGUACUUACCUGUAGGAUAAACCAAAGUAUCACUACUCUGUCACUGGACACACACUUUUCCUAUUAUUUGCCUGUAGUGCUUUCUUGUAUUUGAUACAAAUUUUACAAGAAUUUAUAUGCAUCAGCUUUAAGAAUUGUUACUUCUCUUUACUGUUUCCCCCUUCCCUUAGAAGUUUUACAUGUGAAUGUAGCAACAAUCAACAGUGUUUUGGGUUUUUUUUUUUUUUUUUUUUUGUCUCUCUUAAGACUCUGACCAAAGUUAACAGGCUUUUUACUUUGCUAGAACAACAAACUAUCAUAUGUUUACGUAUUGGUUUACAUCAUUAUUUAUGUGCAAAUUGUCAAAUGUAAAUUAAAUAUAAGUGUUCAUUGCUUUA